Molecule: messenger RNA, 783 nt
Organism: Annulohypoxylon truncatum
Lineage: Eukaryota; Fungi; Ascomycota; Sordariomycetes; Xylariales; Hypoxylaceae
Exons: 3
Coding region: 1-783 (260 amino acids)
Source: RefSeq, a predicted model, not a curated record
AUGCCCCAAAACACCCCUCAACCACCCGCCCGAACCCCCACCGAUUCUCACUGCGCAACCCACAACCGCAGGCCCUGGAAGGCAGGCGAGAAGAAGGGGCUCGUCGUCCUCGUCGUCGCCGUGCUGAUCGUCGGCGUCGUGUUCACGGUCUAUUACGACGCCAUGUACUACUCCAGCGGCGCCUUUCUGCUCCACGAUAAGACCGGCAACACGUUGGUGGAGCGACAAGAUAUCUCGCUGGCUGGGGUAGGAAGAGAUGCGAACUUGUGUGGUAGCGAUACCGGAGGCGGAUGUGAAGCUUUCGGUCGUCCGAACAUGUGCUGCCCCCUCGGCAUGACCUGCAAAAGGAGCAACUUCUCGCCCUCGGGCGUCUUCUGCUGCUCGUCAAGCUCCAACUGCCGCGCGGACCCGGACCUGCCGCCCCGCUGCGACAAGCACACGAGCGCCUGCAACAAGAGCAUGGGCGCCGGGUGCUGUCUCCACAACACCGAGUGCGACAAGGACGGCUGUCUGAAGGUGUACCGCGCCGCGCCGGGGUUCUCGACCGCGGCGACUACCUUGACGACUACGUCGAGCACGGCUAGCGUGGCCGGCACCAAGACCACGUCGAGCGACGCGGGCGGUGUCACCAUUACGACGGCCAAGAUGGCAGAGACGGCUCUCACCGAUGAUGGGACGAAGGGGAUAAAGCCUGGCUUCGGAUACUCGAGUUGCCCGCUGUUGGAGGUGUGCGCGCUAGGAGGCGCUAUUGCGGUGGCUUAUGCGAUGGCUUUGGGGGGUUGA